AUGCCUCGCAUACGAGUACCUCUCCGCAUCCGACCGGAACUUGUAGGACCAGAACGAAGCCCGCAGCGAGACCGAUUCGUGAAAGUCGUCAAGGACAUCGAGAUCAACCCUCGAAUCUCCGAACUGCUUCAGACGCCAACGUGGUCGGUGUCGUCCCUGAUGCCCUCGCCCGACCAGAAAGCCGAAGACAGCUCGGAAAUCUCGCGCGAGAAGCUGCACCAUCUCCUCCGUCUUUCCGCGCUCCCUCCCCCGGCCAGCAAGCAGGAAGAGUCGAGCAUGCUCAACACUCUCCGGCAACAAGUCCACUUUGUCAAGGAGAUCCAAAAGGUCGACACGACGGGGGUUCAGCCGCUGGUGGCCCUGCGCGACGAGACGGCCGAGGCGCGGUCCGAGCGACAGUUCACCCGAUCCUCGCUCAAAGAGUUUCUCGACCUCGAAGAGAAACGGGGCAAGAACGGAACCAUCCGACGCAACAAAGAGGUAGAGCCUCGUCGGAACAUCCUUACGAAACCAAGACAGUUCCAAGCGGAGCACACGGACGACCGGCUCGAGGAUCCAUUCAAUCUCAGCAAUGACCCUGCCGCGCACAAGUCGGACAAGAAGCGAGGACAGUAUUUCGUCGUGCGAAGAAGUACCAAGGACGCUGCACAAGAAGGGUGA
Molecule: messenger RNA, 660 nt
Organism: Exophiala spinifera
Lineage: Eukaryota; Fungi; Ascomycota; Eurotiomycetes; Chaetothyriales; Herpotrichiellaceae
Exons: 1
Coding region: 1-660 (219 amino acids)
Biological process (GO): glutaminyl-tRNAGln biosynthesis via transamidation; regulation of translational fidelity
Molecular function (GO): glutaminyl-tRNA synthase (glutamine-hydrolyzing) activity
Source: RefSeq, a predicted model, not a curated record